Messenger RNA from Anopheles marshallii, 834 nucleotides. Its product is annotated as trypsin 3A1-like. The record is from RefSeq and is a predicted model, not a curated record. The transcript has 3 exons. NCBI's taxonomy places the organism in Eukaryota, Metazoa, Arthropoda, Insecta, Diptera, Culicidae. Gene Ontology annotation, molecular function: serine-type endopeptidase activity. Gene Ontology annotation, biological process: proteolysis. Bases 1 to 834 code for a protein of 277 amino acids.
AUGCGGGUGGUGCUUUUGUCCUUGGGUUUGCUGUGUCUGGUUGGGCUGUCGGUUGGGCAGGAUGCGCUGUCGGUUGGGCAGGAUACGAGAAGGACUUUCUUCGACUUUUUCUUAGACGUGGAGAACAAACUGCAGAAUGCACGUAUCGUUGGUGGUUCGACAGUGUCCAUCGCUCGGUACCCGUUCGUCGUGUCAUUGCGACGAUACUCGAACCACAUUUGCUCGUCGUCAGUGAUUUCGACCUACUACGCCGCCACCAGCGCUCACUGUACGUACGCGUUUAAAACUUUAACCGGGGUGACCAUUUACGGUGGUAGCACUAGCCGGACGACCGGCGGUAAAGUGUUCGUAGUACUCAACAACUUCAUCCAUCCGGACUACGAUCCAGACACGUUCGAUUUUGAUGUGGCCGUGCUGCAGGUGAAGACACCGUUCACGCCUAACACCAACAUUGCUGCUAUACCGUUGGCGCCCGUUGGUUACACCGUUCCCGACCGGGUGAUGCCCACCGUCACCGGAUGGGGUCGCACAUCGUCCGGUGGAGCACUAUCCCCUUCGCUGCGCGCAGUAUCGAUCCCCAUCGUUAGUACCAGCACGUGUGCAUCGCUAUGGAAUGCGGCAACGAUCACGGACAAUAUGCUGUGCGCCGGUUCCAAAGGAAAGGACGCCUGUACGGGUGACAGCGGUGGAGCGCUGGUGGUACCGACGACCAACUACUUCCUCCUUCUCGGCAUGGUAUCGUGGGGUUCGGCCUCGUGUGGCAGUGAAUUCCCGGGCGUAUAUGUUCGCGUGCCAUCAACAAGCAUUCAAAGCUUUUUAACGAAAUAUGUAUGA